This is a messenger RNA of Danaus chrysippus (African queen), 309 nucleotides long. NCBI's taxonomy places the organism in Eukaryota, Metazoa, Arthropoda, Insecta, Lepidoptera, Nymphalidae. The record is from the annotation of a GenBank genome assembly.
AUGACAGAAAAUGAAAAUCGUAACACCAAAGUUGACAUCGAAUACUGUAAAGUAUGUGAUUAUAAGGGGCAUUGCUUAGAAUUGGCUGAAAAAAUUAAAGCAAGCAUUCCUAAUGCUGCAGUUUCAUGUAAACAAGGCCGGAGAGGAUCUUUUGAGGUAAUCAUCAAUGACAAACUUGUUUAUUCAAAAUUACAAACAAUGGCCCUGCCAGAUUAUGAAGAAGUGGUUGAAGUUGUCGGCGAAGCUAAUUUAGGAGCUGAACCAAGAAUAAUAAAAGGUGAACAACCAAUAAACUGUGCAAUAUCAUAA